Molecule: messenger RNA, 847 nt
Organism: Nilaparvata lugens (brown planthopper)
Lineage: Eukaryota; Metazoa; Arthropoda; Insecta; Hemiptera; Delphacidae
Gene: Rpb7
Product: DNA-directed RNA polymerase II subunit RPB7
Exons: 8
Coding region: 188-706 (172 amino acids)
Biological process (GO): transcription initiation at RNA polymerase II promoter; DNA-templated transcription; positive regulation of nuclear-transcribed mRNA poly(A) tail shortening
Cellular component (GO): P-body; RNA polymerase II, core complex
Molecular function (GO): single-stranded RNA binding; single-stranded DNA binding; translation initiation factor binding
Source: RefSeq, a predicted model, not a curated record
CAUUGGUGAAUUUACAAUUUCGUAUCUUGCUGUUUAUGUUGGGUUAUGUUGUGAUCGUAAGCCCAUUUUUUGAAAUCCAAUUGUUUAUUGAAAUUUAUUUAUUAUUCUCACUUGCCAAAUAGAGAUAUCCAUAUCUUCUGGAAGCUAUAUUCUACCUGAUAUAUUUGCUCUAAGGUUUGGUUGAACAAUGUUUUAUCACAUAUCACUAGAUCACGAGAUAUUAUUACAUCCACGAUAUUUCGGAAAACAACUUCAUGAAACUGUCAAGCAGAAAUUGUACACCGAAGUAGAAGGAACUUGCACAGGAAAGUAUGGCUUUGUUGUGGCUGUCACCACCAUUGACAACAUUGGAGCUGGGAUAAUUCUACCCGGCCAAGGUUUUGUUGUCUACCCUGUCAAGUUCAAAGCAAUUGUGUUCAGGCCGUUCAAAGGAGAAGUUCUUGAUGCAGUUGUAACGCAAGUUAAUAAGGUCGGCAUGUUUGCUGAAAUUGGUCCAUUAUCUUGCUUCAUCUCGCACCAUUCAAUUCCAGCUGAUAUGCAGUUCUGUCCGAAUUCAAAUCCUCUUUGUUAUAAAUCAAAAGAUGAGGAUGUUGUAAUACAAUCUGACGACGAAAUUCGGCUAAAAAUUGUUGGUACCAGAGUGGAUGCAUCUGGCAUUUUUGCAAUUGGAACCUUGAUGGAUGACUUCUUAGGUUUGGUGUUGUGAAUUGAGUGAUAUCCGGACUGUCAAAAUGUUUUUACAAACUGUCACUUUCUGUGUGCUGAGAAAACCUGAGAAUGUGAAUGAUGUACCCUGUGAAUUAUGUAUUUAAGUUAAUAGAUUUCUAUAAAAAGAAUCAUUCUGUAA